This is a messenger RNA of Hymenoscyphus albidus, 2978 nucleotides long. The record is from the annotation of a GenBank genome assembly. NCBI's taxonomy places the organism in Eukaryota, Fungi, Ascomycota, Leotiomycetes, Helotiales, Helotiaceae.
CUCCAAACUUCUAUUCAAUUGAUUGAACAACUUCAACAACUGAUUUCUCAACCCACAUUUCUGCCAUUGACGACCAAAAUGAUGGCAACGACUACCCAGGUGCGAGUAAGAGGCCGACCUGCCCAUACUCAAGGCCCGACAUACCUUUCUUAUACUCCAGAUGGAACGAAAUUGGUCACAGUGGGAGCGAACAACACUGCGCGCGUUUACAAUACUGGAUCCGAUGGAGAGCCAAGUAAUAUCGAUGACUGUCAGGAUCAAAAUAUGGGAGUAGACUCAACUGUAAGUCAGGUGUUUCAGCUCUGCUGUGCUAUACUAAUAGAUGUGUAGAAUGAAUUCAUGAUUGUUGGCUCUGAGGAUGGAACGAUCAGCAAGUACACUUUUAAUACGAUGAGCCUAGAUGGAGGAAUCACACGGGUUUCGCUUCCUGUUCGAGAUAUUUGCAUAAGCAGCGAUGGAAAAUGGUGUGCCGUUGCCAGCGAUGAGUUGGUAGUAAAAAUCAUCAAUACGGAAAAUCAGAGAUCGGUCAUGUACCUCCGAGAGCAGGAAAAGUCCGUCAAGCACCUGGCAUUCGACCCAAGCGGCGAAUACAUCGCGCUUUCGUGCGCGGAUGGCCUUGUGUAUAUUUACUCUCUCGCAAAUGAGGCACCCGAACUUAUUCGCAAGAUUGACGGCCUUAUUCGGACCCUCGAGACAGAUAGCGAGAUCAGUUCCAAGGUAGUUUGGCAUCCGGAUGGACGAGCCUUUGCUGCCCCUACAGCAACGAGGGACAUACAGGUUAUGUCAAGAGGGGAUUGGGAAAAGCAGAGAACGUUUUCCAAUGGACAUACUAGCGAUAUCACGACAUUAGCCUGGUCACCGAAUGGAGCUAUGAUGGCCUCUGCUGGAAAGGAUGGAAAGAUUCUCUUGUGGGAUACCAAAACCCAAAAGAUUAUUGCCAAUUAUGACUACCCGAAUGUUAUGGAUAUGUCAUGGCAUCCAGUCAAAAACCUAUUUUCCUUCACGAAUACUGAGGGGCAGGUGUUCAUUUUCAAUGAUUUUGUGCCCGCGGAACAUGCUCAUCUUCUAAGAUUAGGCCUACAGCCCGCCCCGUUUAUCCAUGAUCCACUGAAAGAGAUAUCAGGAAAUGCUCGCCGACCAGCUGCAAAUGUGACCAAGCUUCCACAGCGAGGUGUUCGCCAGGGCUCGGUGGAUAGUUUGGCAGAUAUACUCGGACCCGAUCUUCUAGGAGAAGAUGAUGACUUUGUCGUUGAUGACGACGGCGCAGGCUAUGCAUUGGGUUUGAAUAAAAAUGGAAAGAGACCAAAUGAUGACACUGAUCCUUUCUCUGGCCAACUAUCAAAACGAACUGCCCUCGGUACAUUUAGCCCACAAAUCCACCAAGCAUUCCAGCCUGGAUCUACACCAUGGAGAGGCGACCGGAAAUAUCUGUGUCUGAAUCUAGUAGGAUUUGUCUGGACCCAGGACCAAGAUACACACAACACAGUGACGGUAGAAUUCUACGAUACAGAAUAUUACCGUAACUUCCACUUUACCGACAAUUAUCUCUAUGACAAAGCGUGCCUCAACGAAAAUGGUACACUUUUUGCCUGCAAAGCCGAGCCAAAGACACCGGCAGUCAUCUUCUACCGUCCACACGAAACCUGGACAGCAAGAACGGAUUGGCGAACAGAAUUACCCCAGGGAGAGGAUGUCACCAGUAUUUCCUUGAGCGACUCGUUCGUCACUGUGACUACAAGUACGAAUUAUGUCAGAAUAUAUACUCUGUUUGGUAUCCCGUAUAAAGUUUAUCGACAGAAGAGUUCUCCCACUGUCUCCUGCGCUAGCUGGCGAGAUUAUGUUCUCACCCUCGGAAACGGACCAGUUGGCGCAGACGGAAGCACCAAGGUUCUGUACACGAUACAAAACAUCAAAAGAGACGAAAUAUGUCAAAGUGAAGACGUCGUAGCCCUUUCAGACGGGGAAACCGUCAAGAGUGUUUUCUUCUCCGAUAAAGGCGUAAGUCACCUUCAAAACUCCAAAUGUCAUUGAAAUACUAACACUAUCCAGGAUCCAUGUAUCUACGACUCAACAGGCACCCUCCUCACCCUCCUCCACUGGCGCACCCCCUCCCAAGCAAUCUGGGUGCCCCUCCUCGACACCAAGCUCCUCUCGCGUCUCGCGUCAGGCAAAAAACAAGAAUCCUACUUCCCCGUCGCCGUAGCCGACAACAAAUUCCACUGCAUAAUCCUCAAAGGCGCCGACCAAUACCCCUACUGGCCACGUCCCCUCCUCUCCGAAUUCGACUUCGAAAUCCCCAUCUCGUCCAAACCCAAGCCGAAAGACGACUCAGACGACGUCGAGAGCGAAGGCAACGAAGCACAGAAAUUGGAGGCGCAAUUCGUACUAAGUAGUCUACUUGCAGCGCAACAUCAGGAUCUACUAGAUAAUACCGCGAGCUCGGCAGCGCAGAGGAGUGUGCUCUCGAAGAUGGAAUUCGAGAUUGAUAAGACGCUCCUGCAGAUGCUGGCUAAUGAGUGUAUGGAGGGCGAAGAGAGGGGGAUGCGAGCCCUGGAAAUGGUCUCGUUGUUGCGAGAUCGCACGGGUAAGAUGAUCAUUGCUGCUGGGAAGGUGGCUGAGCGGUAUGGACGGACGGUGUUGGGAGAGAAGAUUCGAGAUCUGGGGGAGCAGAGGAUCAUGUCUAUGGAUGAGGAUGAGGACUGAGGAGGACCUUUGGGUUGAGGAUUGAAAAGUACUUUGGGUUGAGGACUGACUGCACGAUAUUGGAGUUUUGUGGCUUGUGGCGUUUUCCACCCCUGGAUAGGGGAUUUGUUGAUGGACAUAUGACAGGAUGAUUGGUAAUGAAUUUAUGUUGUAUAUUGUGCUGUAUCUGAUAUGGUCCGGUUCCGGGGUUUCAGUCAAAUCUUAAAGUACUACUUGGUCACAACAUAACUGAUAUCUGGUGGUAUUGUAGCUACCAUCAGAACUUUAAUGAUCCA